This is a messenger RNA of Caenorhabditis elegans, 207 nucleotides long. It is a transcript of the gene F46F5.8, whose product is annotated as Transposase. Lineage: Eukaryota; Metazoa; Nematoda; Chromadorea; Rhabditida; Rhabditidae. The record is from RefSeq and is marked reviewed. The transcript has a single exon. Bases 1 to 207 code for a protein of 68 amino acids.
AUGGAUUCCGAUGGAUUUCGCUGUGUAGGGAUUUGCACAAAAAAUUAUCAAAAAUUGGAAGUCCUGAAGAUCGCGUUGACAGCUGCAUGGGACAAUCUAGACGCCAACUACCCCCGUGCCGUCGUCGACUCACACCCGAAGGGACUUCGGCCGUUAUUAAAUCAAAAGGAGGGAUAUUUGAAAACUGCUAAUGAUAUGUUUUUGUGA